Molecule: messenger RNA, 1111 nt
Organism: Camelina sativa (false flax)
Lineage: Eukaryota; Viridiplantae; Streptophyta; Magnoliopsida; Brassicales; Brassicaceae
Source: RefSeq, a predicted model, not a curated record
GAGAAACGUUGAGUCGUUCUCGAUUAAUGAUGCUCUUAGUCAUUUUAGUCAUUAGAAAUAUCGAAAUUAAUUAAGGGGCUCACACACGACAUGACAAGACAAAACAAAAACAUACAGUAUUUUUUUUUAGUUAAUCUAAUGAUUAUGGUGGAUGAGGAUGAAGGCCACGUGGGAAAAUGGUAGUUUUGUGAAUAAAAAGAAAGAACAAGGGCAAAAAAAAAGAAAACACGAAUAAAAUAAGAAUAACAAGAAGGAAGAAGACUCAGUCUCUCGAGCAGCAACAGCAGGGGCAGAGGGGAUCGAGCGAGAGUCGAGAGAGAUGGAGGAGUGUAUGAGGAAACUGGCCUUGUGGCACACGAGAACCUUCAAGCCCGUUAUGACCCACGACGAGCUCGAACCGAUCUUGUCCACCAUGGGCUUCAUCCCCCAGGACUCCCUAGGUUUUAAAGAGUACGUUUUCCUCUCUUCUCCCACCACCACGCCCAGGCCCAGGCUCCCCUAUCCCCACAUCGACGGCCUUCAUAUUACCACCUACCAGGCCUUUAUAGACGCAUUGGCCUUCUUUCUUGAUGUCUCCGAUCUCUUCCAUGUCAGGGGAAUGCCGCUCCAACGUGUCAAAGAUAAAAACAGAAAAUGGCGUCGCAUGGAAGAUGAUGAUACUGCUGUGUUUGUGUACAGAGAUGGAACCUUGGACAAGUCGUCGAGCCACAAUUUGAGCAGAGAAGAAGAGUCGUCAUCUUACACACAUGUUCUCAUCCACCAUAAACCCCUACCUCAUUGCACUCUUCUUCCCCUUAAGGACAUCACUGUUUGGGUUUGAUUUUUGGGUACCCUCUUCACAACAAAACCUGCCUCUUAGAUAUAUAUAUAUAAUAAUAAUUCCUACAAUACUAGUUUCCUCCUACCUUUGUCUACUUCUUCUCUCCUUCAUCGGAUUCAAAGUGGGCCGCCAAAUGAGAUGACGGUUGAUGAUCCAAGCCCUCCUUACUGGUUUUGUUUCCACCAAAACUAGACUAAUACACUUGAGUCUCUCUCUCUCUCUUUAUAUGUCUUUAUCUUUUCUCUUCAACUCAAAACUUGUAUCCUAUUGAUGCUCUACUCUUUUUCUAUU